Drosophila takahashii is the source of this 1232-nucleotide messenger RNA. It is a transcript of the gene pirk, whose product is annotated as poor Imd response upon knock-in. Lineage: Eukaryota; Metazoa; Arthropoda; Insecta; Diptera; Drosophilidae. The record is from RefSeq and is a predicted model, not a curated record.
CAAAACAAUAACAACAAACCAGAGGGAGUUCCCCUGGCGGAAGCAGACGAUCCCCCAGUAUUAUAUUAUCAUCGUGGGCACACACAAUUGGAUAUUUUUGACCUUAGACAGCAGCUGUGGUGACAUACGUUUGGAUAUUGCUCAUCAUUCCGAGAGUUCCCCCAGCGACAGAGAAAGAGAGAUAGCAAAGCCCCCGAAAAAAGAGCUAGAGAAUGAGAUAACUGACCGACCGAUCGGUGAUUUUUACGAGUGAUUAGCAGCGGAAAGAAACGAAAUCUGAGGUAAUUCACACUAAAAUGGGCGUUCGUGUGAUAGAGACCGAUUCGGCGAGCGAUUCGUACGAUGAUGACGAGUGCUCUACUUGCCAGAAAGAGCAGGGUAAAUCCCCCAAUAAAACUAAGAGGACCACCGCGCCGCCGGAGGAAACAACGAUCUAUGCGAGCAAGGAUCUGGUGGGCAACUGCAAGGAGUAUCGCAUCGAGAAUAACUCUCGGGAUCUGAGGAUCAUCGGCAAUGGCAACCGGAUACGCAUAGUGAGCAACUCUGGGAACCUGCAAAUUAUCGGAAAUAACACCAGACUAAAGAUCCAGAGCAAUAGUGGAUCUAUAAAGUAUACGGGUAACGAUGGAAGGAUCUACCUGGGCAGCAAAUCUACACAGCAAGUUGUGGACUACACAGGUUGCAAUGGACUGCUCAAGGUGGUCAAAUCACUGGAUCUCAGCGGCGAUGCCAAGAAAAAGUCCAGCUCUCGAUCGAAAAACCCCAAGCCAACGGAUUCCCAACAAAACAAGUCCGGGGGCAUUGAGAUCGAUAGCAAUUUCACCAUCCAGCACGGAGCUGGGAAUAUUGUGAUCAAGAAUGCCAUCAAUGUGAGCAUUUAGAAAAGGAGCUCUCUCUAAGUCAUCUUAGGCCAAAGAUUAGUGUACUGCAACAACUCUUGCCGCCGAACUGAACGGUUCCUAUUGACUGCAUAUAGUCAUCAAGUCCAAUUAGUGACUUCCGACUGCUACAAAUAUAUACUUACAUCAUAACCCAUUCAGCAUCGUAAAGUAUUAAACGCCACGUCGCUAGUCUAGAAUAUCCAUUAAUAAUCACAAAGCCACCCACUGAUUAGGGAAAUAUAUAUGUAUGUAUCUAUAGUCGUAAUAUAGCGCUCAGUGAACAAAGCUUAAACUUCAUUCCGAGAAUGAUUAAUCUGAUGCAAACCAAAUAAAAAUGUAUGUUUAACAGAA